GUAAGGAGUGGAGGAAAAGGCAAAUAAGAAAGAUAACAGAUCGAGUUUUUGAAAAAGUACAGAAUCAAAAGGAAAGUGAUAAGUUGAGUUUUGAAGAUCUGUAUAUUGCUGUUUUACUCGUGUACAAUGAUAUCAACAAGUAUAUACCUGGUCCCCAUUUUGACCCUCCAUCAAAAGUCAGAGUCAAAGAAGUCAAAGAGAAAUGUGAUAUAAACCUUGAUGGGGAUAUUGACCGUGAAGAAUUUUUCGAUUUCAUCCUGCAAAUGACAGCUGAUACAUUCACUGUUGUUAGCCAAAAACUUAUUGUCACUAUGGUUGUAGCACCAACAGUUGCAGUGGCAACAAAGAAAGCCACCGAGGGUGUUCCAUGUGUUGGGAAAGUGGUGAAGAAGAUACCAAAUUCAGUUUAUGCUUCCCUUGUAACCAUUGCAGCUGUGUGGUUCCAGAAAAAGGCUCAAAGUUCUUCACUGUAGCCAUUGCUCACCAAGUCUUUCACAAAGAAUGGUUGAAUUCUCUUGAUUCUGCACAUAAUAUUGAAACUGUAUCCAUGUUAGAUACAAAAUGACAAUUGAUAAAAGGUUUAACUAUGUUUGUUUUUGUUCCUAAACUAUAAGGCAAAUUUAGUUAUCGUUCCAAUCUCAAAUUUUGAUUAAAUUAGGUCCUUAUAUUUAAGAAAGACAUAAAUGUAAUCUUUUUUGUCCAACAGGGUUAAUUGUUUUUUGAUGUGAUAAACAACAAAUCAUGUCAGAUGCAAUCCACAAGUUCUCUUCAUAUCAAUGUGAUUUGUAGUUUUUCAUGCUAAAAUACAAUUAAUACUGUCGGGUGAAAAUGAUUGUAUCCAUACAUUUCUUAAAUAUAAAGACUUAACAUGAUCAAAAUUUAAGAAAGAGACAAAAACCGAAAUCAUGUCAUAGUUUAAGGAUACAAACAUAGUUAAUCCUUGAUUAAAUCAAUGAUAUGUUUUGCAUUUUGGAUAAUAAA
Molecule: messenger RNA, 981 nt
Organism: Vigna radiata var. radiata (mung bean)
Lineage: Eukaryota; Viridiplantae; Streptophyta; Magnoliopsida; Fabales; Fabaceae
Source: RefSeq, a predicted model, not a curated record